AUGAAAUCAUCUGAUUCUGAAAAAUGGUUGGCUGCGUGUGAAAAAGAGCUCGAGUCAUUCAAUGCUCUGGACGUAUACAAUCUGGUUCCAUUACCAGAAGGUAGACAAUGCUUAGGUAGUCGCUGGGUUUUCACGAUGAAAGACGAUGGUCGUUAUAAGUCUCGAUUAGUUGCCCAAGAGUAUAAGCAAAAGAUAGGUAUUGACUACUACGAAACGUUUGCUCCUGUUGUACGUUAUGCUUCAGUUCGUCUAUUUCUGGCAAUCGCUGAUCAGUUUUCCCUCUCUGUACAUAAAAUGGAUGCCGAUACUGCUUUCCUGAAAAGUGAAAUAGAUGGAGAUGUAUAUAUCAAACAGCCUCAAGGUUUCGUUGAUCCUACACAUCCUGAAUAUGUGCGGAAACUGAAAAAGGGUAUGUAUGGUCUGAAACAAGCUCCACUAUUAUGGAACAGACAUAUUCAUCAUACUCUUACCGAACUUGGAUUCCAAAGACAUGCUAUUGAGCAUUGCUUCUACUUCAGAUAUUCUACUACUGGUCUAAUUUUGAUUGCACUCUACGUAGAUGAUUUAUUGAUUGCAGCUCCUGAUAAUGAUUCCCUUGAUAUAGUCAAAUGUACUCUAAAAAUUUAUUACUCAAUGAAAGAUUUAGGGCCAGUAAACAAUUUUCUGGGAAUAAAUGUAAAUCAGCCAUCUGAUCAUUCUGUUUCUAUUUCCAUGGAGGACUAUAUUACCAAAGCAGCUACCACUAUAUUUCCUGCUGGAGUCAAGCCUAGUCACAUUCCACUAUCACCUACAGCUCAAUACUUUGAUCCAACAUCUCCUGCCGUGGAUUCAAUCACCGAAUAUCAAACAAUCAUUGGCCAAUUGUUAUUUGUAGCCAAUGCUGGUCGUCCAGAUGUUUCGUUUGCUGUAUCCUUUCUUUCUCGAUUUCUGAAAGAUCCCCGUGUUGUUCACCUGGAUGCUGCUUAUUAA
Molecule: messenger RNA, 969 nt
Organism: Henningerozyma blattae CBS 6284
Lineage: Eukaryota; Fungi; Ascomycota; Saccharomycetes; Saccharomycetales; Saccharomycetaceae
Exons: 1
Coding region: 1-969 (322 amino acids)
Source: RefSeq, a predicted model, not a curated record